GCCAACGGUAGAUGGCAGAAUGCUUUGGAUUUUACCGCGAAAAACAUCAGCGUGGUAGCGAAGAAAUACAGCGCGCCCAAUCACAGUAAACACAGUUGUCCCACGUGACACACUAUAAACAGUACUGAAAACAAGAUGUCAGUGAACACUUGUGUCACAUCUAUCAGGCUGGAUUCCCUCAAGCAAGCUGACAAACCACAGAUCCACUUGUUACCUUGUGAAAUAGAGCAUAACGGACCUGCUGAAGUCUUCAAGUUCUUUAAUCCCACUGUGAAGGAACGCAAACAUGAAACGACAGUGUCAUUCAGAGGUCGGGGGCUCAAGGGUCAAGAAUUGCAUUGCCCACAAGGAUACACGGGACUAGUGCUAAAAGAGGUUCAUAAGCCUGCAUCUGAUCAAGAGGACAGAGUAGUGAAAGUGUCUUCAGUGUUCAAUCAUUUCACAUACUGGAAUUUGGAGACUCCUCCCACGUCUGAUGAUGGAGUUGUGAUGGCGACGGCGUGGCCUCAGCUAGCAGAGGCAAUGCAUGGACCAGUGGAUGACUGAUAACGGACAUUGUUUUAUUGUGGAGAUCUGCUUCUCAAGUACACUGUUACAGUUAAACAAAUGUGAAAAUGAAUCAUUGUUGGAAGCCAGAAUAUGUAACUUACUGUGUUGUGGUAUGAACCACCAUUUUUACCAAACAUAUGUUGAAGAAUAUCACAAUGCAACAUUACUAUUAAAAGUCUUGUUUUAUCAUU
Molecule: messenger RNA, 740 nt
Organism: Puntigrus tetrazona (Sumatra barb)
Lineage: Eukaryota; Metazoa; Chordata; Actinopteri; Cypriniformes; Cyprinidae
Gene: rnaseh2c
Product: ribonuclease H2, subunit C
Exons: 5
Coding region: 136-546 (136 amino acids)
Biological process (GO): RNA catabolic process
Cellular component (GO): ribonuclease H2 complex
Source: RefSeq, a predicted model, not a curated record